CAGCCAUCUCUUGCAAUAGUCUCCCUUUAAUUUAAUCACCUUUGAAUAUCGCAUUGCACCUUCAUACGUGCUCUCUGAGGCUGCCAUUCACUUCAUUACAUGAUAUAUUGUUGAACACGCUUUACCAUGGCCAAUGCACAGCGUUGUUGUCUCUGUCAAUUUGAAAUUUCACGGGAAGACGUCGUCACAGAGUCCAAAUACGGCAGCCUGAGAAACUCCCCCAGCUAUUCAUAUCUCUAUCUCUAUACCGUGUGGGAAUACUCUUUUUUACGAAGUUGUCAUCGGCAUUGUCUAGAUAUGAUACCUCGACCAAAUCCACAACGCCUCGCGGGUAUCGCGGAAGCGAUGAAAUAUGAGUACAUACCUAGUUCACGUCAAAUGGACAUCCGCCAUCGCAAAAUUAAGUCCCUUUUAAGUACAGAGUUAUUAGCGCACUUUGCGCAUUUGGAAUCAAAUCUUCCAUUAGAGCUCUGGAGUAUCGUCGCAGAGUAUCUGCUACCAUACUUUGCAUCGGCGAACCUGCAGAGGCUGUGGAGUCCAACACCAGAGCCCAGCUGUGCCAACAUUUCAAAACCCAUAUGGUGUAAGUACGUUGAUCUAGAGGGCAACAAAUAUAUCGCAGCAUUCUCCAAUGAUCCCAGCAGUGAUGAUUGGGAACUGAUAUUUCAACCUUCCGGCGAGCUUAUUGUCGACAUAUUUGUGGGAGGGAACCACUUCGGCAUCACAAAAUUACUAUUUUCUAGCUCCCACAAUUCACCAGAUGUUGAUGAGGCUGAAGGGAUAUGGUGGCGCAAAGUUCAUGUCGAAGGAAGAUACUCGAGUAUACGCGGGUUCUCAGAUGGCAUUAAACUUCGUCAUCUGAUGAAUGUGGAUAAGGAUAUCACCGCAUGGAGCGUUCCAAAAUCUGACAACGUUCGAUUUGAGCAUCUUUCUCCCAGUUUUGUAACCACACUGCCGGCUCGGAUGGCAUCGCUCGAUUGCAACUGCCCUGCAAUCGUUGGUUAUUCAAUUCUUUGGGAAUGUGGACUGGUCACAAUUCAUGUUCACCGGAUUGAUGAAGAUAGAUUCGAAUCAAAACGAACACAGGGCGAGUCUUCAUCGCCGGUAUCUAUACUAGUCAUCCUUCAAACUGGUCUCUAGUCGACAGGCCGAGCCAGGGAAAAAUAUUCUUCGAUUGUUCAGAAAUGGAAAUGACCGCGUUAGCGUUUGAUAGCGACAAGCCUGAACCCCCAGAAUCUCCUUUCCCUACUCCCAAGCCAUCGGAUGGUUCAGUUCCUGCCGUCAUAGAAGACUUUUUCUACUCAGAACACGACUUGACUGGUUUAGUGAGAGUUACUCCUUGUAAAUUUUUUGAUAAACCAGGCUACUCAGGUAUGCUCUUCCAUUUCUCAAACGGCCAUCGAGAAAGUGUUGGUCAAGUGCGAUUGGACUAUUUGUGUUCUUCAAUAGACUUGGAAACCUCUACAUCAUGGUUCCUGGGCUUCAAGAGAAG
Messenger RNA from Trichoderma asperellum CBS 433.97, 1492 nucleotides. The record is from RefSeq and is a predicted model, not a curated record. Lineage: Eukaryota; Fungi; Ascomycota; Sordariomycetes; Hypocreales; Hypocreaceae.